AUGCUCGGAAGCCGUUCCUGUGCUGCUCAUGAUCCAAUGGAUGGAAUCUCGAAAAGGAUAACCGGUGGAUCUUCUUCAAAUGGGCAAGCAGGAGAGCAGCCAAUUUGGUCGGUUCACGGAAGGUGUCAGCAACACAGAAUGAUGGCUGGAGGACGGAUGCUCGGAAACUGCCGUACGCAUAGCUUUCCGACUUCCGAGAAUGGAAAUUCCCACGUCCGACUUCAAAACUCACUUCCUGACAGUGUUUUCAGAGAAAGAAGUCAGAGUUGUAACAGGCUUCCAGGGCAUCUGGGAUGCAUCUUCACCAAAGAGGCAACCACAAGUGCAACCAAUCUGGUCCGAUCACGGGAUGCGAUAGGAGAUCAAGGAACACGGCCGAUGGCUGGAAGACAAAUGCUUGGAAGCCGUUCGUGUGCUGCUCAUGAUAGCUCAAAAAGGAUAACCGGUGGAUCUUCUUCAAAUGGGCAAGCAGGAGAGCAGCCAAUUUGGUUGGAUCACGGAAUGUGUCAGCAACACAGGAUGAUGGGUGGAGGACGGAUGCUCGGAAACUGUGCAGAAAGAAGUCAGAGUUGUAACAGGCUUCCAGGGCAUCUGGGAUGCAUCUUCACCAAAGAGGCAACCACAAGUGCAACCAAUCUGGUCCGAUCACGGGAUGCGAUAGGAGAUCAAGGAACACGGCCGAUGGCUGGAAGACAAAUGCUUGGAAGCCGUUCGUGUGCUGCUCAUGAUAGCUCAAAAAGGAUAACCGGUGGAUCUUCUUCAAAUGGGCAAGCAGGAGAGCAGCCAAUUUGGUUGGAUCACGGAAUGUGUCAGCAACACAGGAUGAUGGGUGGAGGACGGAUGCUCGGAAACUGUGCGUGCGCUGUUCAAUGCUAUUUCUUCUUCUUUGUAAAACUGAUCGGUGUCAUCAAAGUAAAAAAGUACUAG
Molecule: messenger RNA, 927 nt
Organism: Caenorhabditis briggsae
Lineage: Eukaryota; Metazoa; Nematoda; Chromadorea; Rhabditida; Rhabditidae
Exons: 3
Coding region: 1-927 (308 amino acids)
Source: RefSeq, a predicted model, not a curated record